AGUUGAGAAGAAUAACGGUGGGAACACUGAUUUCCCCAUUUCUUUGUAUAUGGCUGGUAAGUGUUUAGGGUACUUCAACAACAACAAGAAGACGACGAAUGCGUUGAGCGAUUCGGAGAGUUUCACCCAGGAGGUGACCGUCUCCGAGACUAGUACCACUACUAUUACCACCAGCAAUACUUCUAAGCCAAAUUCUGACUUCAAGACUGUUCCCGAAGCACGAGGGGGGAAGUGCAGUAAUCUAAGGUCUGUAUUUAAUCUCAUUCUGACAGCAAUUGGCAUCGGCGUUAUUAUGCUACCGACGACAUUCGCCAACUGCGGCUGGUUUGGUGGUCUCCUUAUCUUGUUCGUGGUUGCUGUUAUCUCUAACCAUAUGGUUGGGAAAAUUUAUAUUGCCUACACUAGCCAUCCCCAAGGAGAGGCUAUCAAUACUUACGAGCAGUUGGGAUAUGUUUGCUUCGGUCCGGCAGGAGCCAUUGCUACUGCCGGAAUAGUGCAUAUUACUAUGACUGGUUGCUGUUCUACCUUAUUGUUGUUAUUGGGAGAAAAUACUCAGAAGUUGAUCCCAAUGGCUGGGUUAUCGAGUAAAGUAUGGUGUUGUAUUUGGGCGGCUAUAUGUUGGCCUCUUACGUGGCUUAAGUCACUGAAUGAAGUCUCAUACGUUUCCGCCUUCGGUAUGGCUGCACUCAUUGUUCUCUUUAUCCUCAUUGUGGUCAACGGGAUCACUAACGGCAUCACCACUGAGGAGGAGAACUCCUAUGAUUGGUGGAUAUGGAAUCCGCUUGAGUUCGGUGUUUCCUUCGGCAACGCUAUGCUUUCAUAUCAUGUCACGAACGUAUUGGCCACCCUUAUUCGUGAUAUGAAAACACCAAGUGCAUUACCCAAAGUCGCCACUAUCUCUUAUCUGUGCAUUUUCGUGAUAUAUGGCGGAAUUGCAGGUUGUGGAUAUUUUGGUUACGGCAAUACGCUGGUAGACGUUCCCAUUAUCGAUCGUAUUGCUCCUCCCACAGGCGGUCUUGAUGCUUGGGGUUAUAUAUGUGUUAUCUCACUUAUCUGUCUCUGCUUCCCACACUACAUCGUACUAUUAUUCCCUAUUGCGGCUUCGUUGGAGUAUCAGUUACUCCCACUACCUCCGUUUAAAGUCGAUGACCCGGAGGACGCAAAAGGGACGAUACCAACAGCCAAGCGAAUCGUUGUACGCACUUUCCUAGUGGCGAUUACGCUUGUCAUUGCUAUCGUUGUGCCUAGUGUCCAGAAGCUUAUUGACCUACUCAGUGUAUUCACUAUGACAGCUAUGGCUGGUAUACUCCCCGGUGUGUUCUAUAUUAGAAUGCGUGUCCUCAACGAAGGAUCGUUCAUGACUGUAUGGAAAUCCAGCAAAGUCGAGCUGUCUAUUCUGUUCCUUAUGAUGGCUUUGAGUGUGUUGAUGAUAGUAGUAGGAGGAUACGAGUCCAUUGUCACUUUCUAGUAUUCUCUAUCUCGUUUCAAGUCCAGCAUGGUUGAUACGCUUCUUAUUGAGCGUAAUAGAUUCCUAUAUCGUUACUGUUUCUUCUAUAUUUGCUUCCCUUCGGUGUCUUGCAGUAGCCUUCACUCGGGCUGCCGCAUUUCGAAGGG
Messenger RNA from Perkinsus marinus ATCC 50983, 1614 nucleotides. Its product is annotated as Vesicular inhibitory amino acid transporter, putative. Gene Ontology annotation, biological process: amino acid transmembrane transport. Lineage: Eukaryota; Perkinsozoa; Perkinsida; Perkinsidae. The transcript has 2 exons. The record is from RefSeq and is a predicted model, not a curated record. Gene Ontology annotation, molecular function: amino acid transmembrane transporter activity. Gene Ontology annotation, cellular component: vacuolar membrane. Bases 50 to 1468 code for a protein of 472 amino acids.